ACUAAGACAAGUAUCAUCAUGAAGUUCUUGAUCGUUCUCGUAGCCGCUUUGGCCAUCGCAGCCGCCAACCCAGAACGCGAACGUCGUUCGCUCGGUUGGGGUCACAAUGGAGCCGUGGUGCUAGGCGGUGUGGUACCAGGCAUAGCUUUGGCAGGUCCAGUAGCUCCUGCAGCUGCAGUUGUCGGCCCUGUCGCUGGAUCCGCGGCCGUCAUUGGGCCUGUCGCACCUUCAGCUGCAGUCGUUGGACCGGCUGCAGGAUCCGCGGUCGUCGCUGGUCCCGCUGGAACGGUUGUGGCUCCAGGACACGGAGCAUGGAACGGAGUCGUGGGACUCUGGUAAACAUCGAAAUACUCAGGACUUGGCCCCCCACCGGAGAGCUUUACAACAACUCGAACGAUCUCCCAUCAACUCUCAAGCGGCUUACCACCAGACCUCCAUCCUCGAGACAUCGACCAAUGCUCACCGUCAUCGGGAGCACAUGAUUAUUCGGGGUCCAUGACUCAGGACCUACGAUCGCACACUUCGAUUCGCACGGACGAGUCCGGGUAUCCUCGAGGUUCUUUCGUAGGAUGCCCUCUUUGUAACUACCCGUGUUACCCUUUUGUACGAUAAUAAAUGAAGCAACCCAAUUACGCUUUUUGUACGAUAAUAAAUGAAG
Messenger RNA from Colletes gigas, 658 nucleotides. RefSeq names its product RNA-binding protein 12-like. The transcript is spliced from 3 exons. The coding region runs from base 19 to 339 and encodes 106 amino acids. Lineage: Eukaryota; Metazoa; Arthropoda; Insecta; Hymenoptera; Colletidae. The record is from RefSeq and is a predicted model, not a curated record.